This is a messenger RNA of Mytilinidion resinicola, 2039 nucleotides long. RefSeq lists its product as uncharacterized. The coding region runs from base 379 to 1674 and encodes 431 amino acids. The record is from RefSeq and is a predicted model, not a curated record. The transcript has a single exon. NCBI's taxonomy places the organism in Eukaryota, Fungi, Ascomycota, Dothideomycetes, Mytilinidiales, Mytilinidiaceae.
CGCUUUGAAUUUUCUUCGCCUUUGUCGCUAAUUGUAGAUCUACAGGAGACUUCCGACACUGAAGGACGUGUUUCAAACUUCCUGCAAGUUGCUCUCAAAAGCGCCUAUCGCCUCCUUCUGCGUCUCAUAAGGCAAGAAUCUCACUGUGAGCGACAAACCUUAAUGCCGACAACUGUCCAUUCAUUUCGCAUAAUUCCGCCCGAGGAGUCAGGCAACCGACCGAAUUUACAACUCCCAUCUGACGCCCCCUCGCGCAUUGCAAGACAGUCCUCCUAGGUCGAAUCGUAUGACAAUUGGGAAGCCUCGGAGCAAGGAAUAUUCCGCUCUUUCAGCAUAACCAGGUCUGGAGAGACCAACGCGCAACAGGUCUCCCAGCUAAUGCCAACUGGUGUCGCUCCUCAUGAGACGCAUUCCGAAGCGUGCCGCGGACAAGAGGCCUCUGAGCAAAGAAACGCCACAUCUUCUAGCAUAACCAUGCCUAGGGACCCAAACGGUCAACAGGCUUGCAGUCAAGUACGAACUACUGUCGUUCAUCGAGACAUAAAAUCAACCCUGAAUCACAAACAACAGGCGGCCGCUAUCCACAACGCCACCCAAGUUCCUAUUCAUCAACUACCUUAUGAGCUCCUCCUGAUGAUCUCUGUCUACCUGUCUCCCGUUGCCAACAUGGCGAUGCACCAAACGUGCCAAAGAAUGAUGGAUGUUUUCACGUUACUCCCUGGAACCUUCCCUCUCAACGAUUUCGACCCAGAGAGUUUGUGGCUGGAAAACACACAGAGUGCCCGUAUUUGGUGCAGCGUGUGCGAGAGGCGGCACGCAUUCAACCUCUUCUUCGCCUCGCAAAGAACACGUCCGCCCUUCGAACGCUGCUGCGUAAAAAUGGACGAAGCGGUCAGGAUUUGCGAACACCAAUGGUGUACUUUCUCCGAGAUCUCGGAGUCCAGGUAUGGUGAAGUUGUUGGUCCGAUCCGGUGCGAAGACGCUAGCCAUUGCUUCACACACUGGCCAGAUCAUUGGCGCCCAACCCUCACACUCGAUGGUCAAAAGGCCAAGAUCACGUCUUACAUCUCGAUCAUCACCCUUCCUAAGGGCGACGCCAUCUCCGACCACGACCUGAAGACGGCAUUGAAAACAUCCACCGAGCCAGUUUGUGUGCACUUGAGCCUUUACGACCCCGUUAUCUUCAACCUUGUCAGCAAGCUCAUUCACGCAAGACAUGCAGACCACCUCAAAUGGUAUCGUUCUGAAGAAACCCCUUGUGUCCAUGGCGGCUACGCUGAGAUUGCGGCAUGCAGUCAAUGGCACGUAUCGGAAGACGAAAGCGACUUCUUGGUAUCUCAAGGCGCAUGGAUCUCGGACUGGUGGGAAAUGGACUGCCGCAAACAACUUGCGAUAUUGCUGCAUGGUGGGGGCGAAGCCGAAUGGACUACCCAGUGGGGCUGCCCUUGUAACCUCAAGGUGUUUUUGCGUCGCCUGCCGGGCGCGGAUGUUGAGGAGGUCAUCAUGGAAGUUUGUAGGGAGUGGACGCGUACGAGCAUGGAUCAGGAUUGGUUGGAGACGAUUGGGUACGGCCCCGGGGGUCUUACGGAAAGACCACGGAGCGGAGUGGAUGGAAUUGCCCCCUUCCCGUUUUCAGCAGAGCCGUGGCAAGUCCGCUGGGCUCGGACUUCCUAGGAGCUGCGAGCGAUUAGAGCCACUGGUAUAGGGGUCUUAACAUGGAGAACAUCAAUAUCACAGUGCUCGGGCUCUGCUCUUGCUCGUGCGACGCUAUUGCAAGAGGUACCCUAGCUAGCAGGUAUUGGGGUAGUCAAAAUGUAACCAGAUUUUCAAUGCAUGAACCUUAACAUCGCGUUCCGAGUCUCAGAAAUCCAUUGAUGCCAAAUGGAUUAUGGAUGGAUUCAGGUUCCCAUCUUACUCAUAGGAUUGCUCCCUUCCCGUUUUCGGCAGAGGCGUGGCAAGUCUGCUGGAUGUGAGACUAGACUGAAUUAGAGUAGUGGUGGAAUACUGAAGCUUUCCAGUCCAUGAUUAUCAAACUGUAG